Messenger RNA from Anoplophora glabripennis (Asian longhorned beetle), 5403 nucleotides. RefSeq lists its product as uncharacterized. The coding region runs from base 267 to 4793 and encodes 1508 amino acids. The record is from RefSeq and is a predicted model, not a curated record. Gene Ontology annotation, biological process: positive regulation of transcription by RNA polymerase II. The transcript has 8 exons. Gene Ontology annotation, cellular component: transcription regulator complex; nucleus; histone methyltransferase complex. Lineage: Eukaryota; Metazoa; Arthropoda; Insecta; Coleoptera; Cerambycidae.
GCAUUGCGAAUGGCGUCAAGUUGUUAUUGUUGAAAGCGUUUAAUUAUUUGUAAUAAGAUUAUGAGUGUUUUUACAGUCUUUUUGCAUAAAAUUGUACAAAAUAGUGAUCAUAUAGUUUAACUAAUUAAGUGCUACAAUAGACUUUCCAGCUGGAUUCUGCAUCUGAGUGUCAAAAGUGCCUAUAGUGCUCUGGAUGGCGGAAUAUAAAAGGUUACCUAGGUAAUUAGGCCUGUGCUUAGUGGCGCGGAUCGCCAUGCCGAUUUUAGAUGGCAGCAAAUAGUGAUGGUCAUACUGAACUUACAACUGUAUUGACCUGCGAAGGGAACCUCUCAGAUCCCAAGUUCCCGGUACAGUUAGACGUUGUAGUGGGCAGAUUGAAUGAUAUUUUGGGUGACCAGGUUAAAGUACGCAAGCUGGAGCCCUGGAACUCAGUCCGUGUAACGCUGUCCAUUCCUCGUGAAGCAGCGUUACGCCUCAGACAACUGGCUAACGAGGGCUCACAACAGCUUAGAGCCCUCGGUAUAUUAAGUGUACAGAUCGAAGGAGAUCAAGUUAUUUCCCUCAGAUUAGCCACAGGUGCUGUAAAUUCUGAACCUCAAGAAAUCAUUUUGAGAACGGCACAGGAUGGAGGCAACACAGAUCGUCGGGAAUCAGAUCUCGGGCUUUCUUUCUUAUCAACUUCUGGUUCCGCUGCAAUUAACCCAAACAAUUCUCAAGUGCAAUUCAAAUCUCCGAAUGUGGUGUGCCCACCAGAUUCGGUAGUUCCAAGGGUGGGCACGAGCGCUGCUACAUCGAACAAUGUCAGCAGCAGCGGAAAGGCUUUCGCCGGUCCCUUUCCCUUCGCCAGCAUGAACCAGGCAAUUCAUAGUAACAGAGAAACGCCCUUCAAUGCAUUACCUCCACCCUAUCCGGGCAAACACCCGCCCGUCACUAUAUCGAGCCCCCUGCUGGUCAAUCUGUUACAGAACGACGGACCCAAAGAGUCUAGUAAUGUUUCCAAGUUGCCUCAGUCAGUCGCAAGUGCGCGUUCUAUCCGGACACCUCCCGUUUCAGUGCAUAAACCAGUAGCACCCGCAGUGACAGUGAGCACAAACUCUAAUAACUCCACGUUUGUCAAACCAAACCCCACCUCCACUCAGGCCAAUGUGCUAGUGAAUAACAGUAUAUCACCAAGCGCCUUAUCAACAAAUACUUCCAUUAGGCAGAAUAGCACCAUACUGACAAGUACAACAGUGGCGGUUAACAAAACUCCACCUCCUCAAUAUCACAGGCCUCUCUCGACCACUAUGACGGUGAAACAGCAGCCUUUGUCAGGAUUUUCAAAUGCAACAAAUGCCACGUCGAUCAGUUCCCAGGUCAAUUCGUUGACCCAGACCAGUCUUUUGUCUCAGCAGAAUUGUUCGCCUGUGUCCCAAAUUAGUAAUAUUACCCAGACAAACAUUUUUCAUUCUCAAUCCCAAACAAAAAAUCCAUUGCCGCAAAUAAAUCAUCCAGCACAAAACAGCGUGUCAUCUCAAAACAUUUCUCAACCCGUUUUAUCUCCACCGCAGUCAAACAUCCCUUUAUCUCAGCAAAAUCUAUCGAAGAAUCAUUCGGUGACCAACAUUACUUUGCCCCAAAUGAAAGCCGCGGCCCAUUCUGUCCUUCCCGCGCCCCAGACGAAGAAUGUGUUACUGAAUAACUUGUUACCUCAGCCUCCGAAUAUCAGUGUUUUAUCGCAGUUGAAGAGUCCCUUGCCUCAAGGAAUAUCUGUGACGAAGAACGUUAAUAGCUUUCUAUCACGUCCCAUCAAAAAUCCAGCAAGUAAUUUCUCACAACCCAGCGCACUUAAUACUUCAUUGUCUCAGCCGAAUGCUAUUUCUCAAACUACCACCUUGUCUUCAAAUUUUUCCGCUAUAUCCACUGCGUCCCUAUCCAACUCCACAGAUUCGGUUACAAAUUCAGUCAGCAUCCCCACCCAAUCGCAACCAAGCUUAAAUAGCGUCAUGUCCAGGAGUUUGCCAUCGCCUCCUCCUUACUCGGUGGCGAUAUCCCGUCCUUGGGACACGCUGGUGCACAGCAACAACUCUAUCUUGGAUCUAACACCAUCCAUCACCGAUUUAAAACCUGACGUUCUGGACGAGUUACUACCCACUUUGGAAAGGGAGUUGUCCCACAGCCCUCUCCCGGAAUUGCCGGAGGAUUUCCUAAACGUACCCUCAAAUAUAAUAUCGACACCGCCCUCCGCUGCGCCUGCCGUAGAGGAUAACAGAAAAUUUCUUAUAAACCCGCUAACUGGGGAAUUGGAGCCCCAUUCGGGCGGUGAGAGCGACACCGAAGAACUAAAGGAUGUAUUCACAGGGUUACCGUCGCCCGCCGCUUUGUCGGACGACGACACGAGCUCCACCACUCGCCCCGACGCCACCACAGAUCAUAGUGAUAAUGAGGCGCGUUCCAACGAUGCGAUAAAACCGAGAUUAAAAAACCCGAAGGUGAGGGACCGUGGGCGCGAUUCGCCUGCCCUUAAACAGGAGAAGAUCAAGUUGCGCUUGAAACUGGAGAAAUCCGAACCGAUCAAUCCCGCUUACAAAGUCGACGUGAGCUUUAUUAACACUCAACCUAAGAAGGCCGCCGCUUCUAUGAUGUCUACCGCCGGUGAGGAAUUACGUGUUCCGCCUUUACACAUCUCGUUGAGGGGGAGGAAUUCGGUUGUUAUAAAAAACAAAAAUAAACUUAAUCCGGACGGUACGCCGAUGAAGCCAAAGGUUAGGAAAAAUCAGGAUAUGAAAAUGAAGAAAAACGAUAAUAGCACUGCGUCCAUGAAUGAAGAAUUGUCGGUAAACGCGACAGGCCCGACACUGGGAGGGGAUCCAGCUAUAGAACAAUUGAAGAAUAAGAUGAAUAACCUGGAGCAGAAGAAAUUUAAGAAGUUUAAAGCCACGCACGAGCAUCAGGACAUGGUGACGAGUCUGAGCGAGAACGACAUAAAAUCAAAAUUUAUAAUCCACAAUCACUACAAGGACAAACAGAAGGAGAGGAGGGGAAGCGACUCGGAGUUAGUGCGAAACAACAAGAAGUACGUGGACAGCAACGGAAUUAUUUGCGAUGAGAAGAAAAGGCGACUAAGUCAAGCCGAACAAGUGGACGAGGAAAAGCCGCCAGUGCUCGGUUCGACCAACGUGGGUACCAUAACGGGUUUGCCUCAGAAAUCCAGGAAGGACAAGAUGAAAAUCAAAGAUAUCUUCAAGAAGGACGUGGGUAGAAAUAAGAUUUUUACCAAAAACUUUGGGGAUAAAUUGCAGAAUAAACAGGUGACUUUGCCGACCGCGGGCGAGAUGAACAUGGAGGCGAAAUUCAAGCAAGGUCUGCUGGAGGGUACCGCAGAAAAGGGGGUUCUGAGGCCACCUCAUCGAACUGAAGUCGUGAACCAUAUUACCGCGGAAAGUAAUAGGACUGAAAAUACGGAAAAGGUGGCGAAAAUCGCACCAGACGUUACAUCGCUGAAGGAUAAAUCGCCGGAACCGGACAAGUGCAACACCCCCGACAGGAAGUCGGUGGAACUGAGCGAGAAGCAAACCGCCGUCACCGGCGGCAGAUCACCGAACUCCGGAGCUGGUCAGGGCGAAGACAGCGGGAUAGAAAGCAUGGACGCCCUUAGCGAGAAGUCUCCCAACCAAGCCAGCCAAAGUCCGCAUGCUGACAUAUUACCUCCCAAGACCCAAGUGCCUAUCAUGCUGGACAUUGAGGCGCAGCUCGCUAAGAUGGAGGGCUUGAACGGUGACACUGAUAGAGGAGGAGGCAAUGUGGUGAACGCCAACGCAACGGAGGACGUGAACGAGAAUAAGUGUCACCACGAUCAGUCGAGCAAGCUGAAGCAGUGUUGUGAACUCACUUGUGCUCUGCAGGACAGCCUUAAGCAAGGGGCGGUGUCGUUGACCGCGACGCUGUCGCCCCCAACACCGCCCGCAAAGCAGCAAGCCGAAAUCAACCUUGUGUCUCUCAAGGUUAAAAAGGAGGAAAACUUGGAACCAUUACCCGUAAGGGUAACACCUGCUCUGUAUACAUACUCGAACCAAAAUCCCGAAAAGGGCCGGGGCGGUUCAGAGAGUCCGACGCUCUCGGACGAAGACAGCAACUCCUGUUCCACCAACAGCACGAUGAACAGCAGCAGCAAGCAGAACAGGAGCCUCUUGGAACAACUACUCAUAGAGAUACCAAACGACCACCAGGCGGUGCCGAGCUCGCCGAGCCCGGCCACCCGCUCGUCUGUCAGAACCAGAGCUUUGUCGAAAUUGGGCAGCCCGGAACUCAGUUCGCCAGUGACUAAAAAUACUCGAACGAUGGCUCCCACCAAAAGGAAGCGUAACGAGUCGGACAGUUCCAAUCACAGCCUGGAGGAAGGUAAGAAGAAGCCGAGGAAGGCGUCGGAAACGGUGCUUGAUACCGUCAAGACUCGUCAGAACGACCCGACCAAAGCGGGCAACGUAAAGAAAACCUUGGCGAAGGUGCAACAAGAUGAGAGUUCCGAUAGCGACGAACCGCUCAUCGAGAAACUGAGGAAACCAUCAAACUCGAUUAACACGCAUGCCGGUAACGUGGCCGCCAAGUCGAAGGUGAAGAGCGGGGCGGGGGUAGCCGCCAAUAACGCCAAGACGGUCGUGAUGAAUACCAGAAGGUCGGUGAGGAGCAAUAUGCCCGCUCAGAAUACUAGGAGCAGGGGCGAUAAAACACAAUCCGAGUCGGAAGCUUUAAGGAGAAAAACUCGAAGUGCUGUGUCAGAUGUGGAGAGCAAGCGUAAGAAAGAGGUGAAGUGACAGUAUGAGAGCGGCUGCUGGGAAAGCAGCCACCUGCACCAGUACUCACCGUACCACCCGUACUUGUGUGACCUGUCGUCGGAGAGCGAGGAUGACAGCUACUGCAGUGAAGAGUCUCCUCCGUAACCGCCACUCUAACUGUACAGAUUGUGAUAUGCUACCCAUUAAAAUAGAAUUGUAUAUAGAUAGGUGAAUUUAUUGUAUAUAGACAGAUGGCAAACAUGCAUAGUUCAUACACAAACAGAGGUGUACAUUGUAAAUGUGGUAUUUUCCAUACAAGCUAAUAUUGCAUAAAUAAUAUAUAUAUUAUAUUAUAUAUUAUACAACUAUUCUUUACUUUUGUUUACUGCAUUUUACGUAGGGCGACACGAAAUACGUGAAUGUAUACUGUGUACAGUUGUUGAUGAAAUAUUGUUUAUUAUGUUUAGCUUAGUUGUACUUUACGUAUUUUGUUUAUAUGAUUAUUUAUACCAUGGAGCCUUGUAGAAUGUUUCCUGUUUCUUUACGUAAAAUACAUGGACUUGUAAUGUUCUUAAUUGUAGAUUUGUGGAAAGGUUGAUGAUUAUAAACUAUACAUUGUUAAAUAGAAAUACCUUAAUAUUUAUAUCUC